Molecule: messenger RNA, 4832 nt
Organism: Thermothielavioides terrestris NRRL 8126
Lineage: Eukaryota; Fungi; Ascomycota; Sordariomycetes; Sordariales; Chaetomiaceae
Product: glycosyltransferase family 24 protein
Exons: 2
Coding region: 103-4674 (1523 amino acids)
Cellular component (GO): endoplasmic reticulum
Molecular function (GO): UDP-glucose:glycoprotein glucosyltransferase activity
Source: RefSeq, a predicted model, not a curated record
CCUGCUUCCUUCUCGAGGCCAUAAUCAUACGCUGCCAUCGAAGCUGUACAGACAGUUCAGACAAGACGUUUGUGCCAGCGCUUCUGCGCAGCUGCGAGCGCCAUGCUCCAACUCUCCCGGCUCCCGUGGGGCCUCGCAGCCGCCGUCCUCGCCGCCACAUGGCUUCCUUCUGCCCGCGUCGCUGCAUCUCCCUCCGUCAACGUCGCCCUGAAGGCGGCAUUCCCUUCGCCGCCAUAUCUGGUUGAGUUGCUCGAAACAGCAGCCGCCGACAAUGCGACGGUGUAUUUCGCCCUGCUCGACCGGAUUGCGAAGGGCCACUUCUCCGACGCCGCGACGGACAAAGCGCUCUACGAGAAGUUCGUCGAGGUUCUGCGAGAUGACGGCCACAUGGACGCGGAGUCGCUGUCGACCUUCAAGUUGGGCCUUUCCAUGCGGACAGCAGCUCCGCGGGUCGAAGCGCACUACCAGUACUAUGCGACGGCGGUAGAGCCUUCGCUGUCUGGGGAUCAAGACGGGUGUGUGCACUGGUUCCUUGUGGAUGGAAAGCAAUACUGCAAACCCACGCUCGACGCGGCGCACGGGGAUGUGAAAGGCCACAGCCAGGCGCGGACCCUGCCAUUUGACCGUAAGCUUGGCAGCGGCUCGCGGGAUGUGAUACUAUACGCCGACAUCACGUCAAAAGACUUCGGAGCAUACCAUGAGACUGCUGUGAACUUGGCCAGGCAGGGAGAAGGUUCGUACCGGCUCCGGUACAGGAGAAGCCCUGCCCACCCGGUUGAGGCCCUCUCGGUCAGUGGCUACGGCGUAGAACUCACCCUAAAGCGGACCGACUACAUCGUCAUCGAUGACCGGGACACGGGUGCUGCGGGAGCACCCGCGGACGAGGCCCAAAAGCCCAUCACUUCUUCCGAUAUCGUCUUGGAUGAAGAGGAAGAGAUCACCGAUAUUAAGCCCCUCGAAAAGUCCGAGCUCUCUCUCCUCGGCGUGAAAGCCGCGUCCUUCAUCAUGCAGAGCGAGUCGCCGUUUGACACUUUGCUCAAGCUAACGCAAGAUUUCCCCAAAUACUCAAACUCUCUCGGUGCUCACAAUGUCUCGGCGAAAUUCGCGGCUGAAUAUGAGGAGAACCAGAAGAUGUUAGGGCCGGAUGGCAGAAAUAUCCUGUGGAUGAACGGUGUCCAGCUGGUUGAUCGCCAGAUCCAACCGUUCGGGCUCGUUGACGUGCUCAAGCGCGAGCGAAAGCUGAUUAAAGGCGUCCUCGACCUCGGCCUGACCGGGCAGCAGGCCGUCUCCCUGCUAGGCCAUACAGAGGUGGCACAAGCAAAGUCAGGCGAUGAGGAACCUCGCAGGUUUGACUGGCGGGAUCGGCUCGAGGACGGUCGCGUCAUCAUUUGGCUCAACAACCUGGAGAAGGACAAGCGGUAUGCCGACUUCUCCCCGCACCUCUGGGCAUUGAUCCAGCACUUCGGGCACGGCUUGCCUCAGGUGCGGAAGGACAUCUUCAACCUGGUUGUUCCUGUGGACUUCUCCGAUCCUGAGGAUCUCAAACUGAUCACAACGCAACUCUUGACUUUCAUGAAGCGACUCGUCCCCAUCCGCUUUGGCUUGGUCCCGCUCACUCCCACCGAAAAGGCUAUUGACCAGGCCAAGGUCGUCUACUAUCUGCUGGAAAACCACGGUCUGGCGGCCACAGUCUCCUAUCUCGAGAAGUCGCUUGAAAACGACAAGGCCGCGAGGCCAGACGAGCGCAUCUUCAACGAAGCCAUCAAGGACCGACCCUUGCGACCAAACGCCACGCCACUGCCGUUUCAAGACAUCUUCACCUCGGAAGCACAUGAGAAGCAGAUCCAUCUGGCCAAGCGCUGGGUAGAGCGCCUACGCGCUGACGGCGACGUGCCUUCCAUCUUUUUCGAUGGCUUCCCCAUUCCUAAGGACGAGCACUGGUUAAGAGGCAUGAACCAAAAGCUCAUGGUGGACCUGCAGGCGGUUCAGCAGGCCGCCUACUUCGGGGCCAUCAACGAGACCACCUGGAUCCCGGGCUACCUGCUUGAGAACGCCGUCUCGAGGCGCAACACGCUCAUCUUCCCCGAAGAUGCACGCGAUCUUACUGUGCUCAACGUCAACAAGCUGUACACGGAGCACCGCGAUGUCUUCGACCAGGUUCCCGUAGUUGAGGCCGAGAAGCAGUCGACCAAGGAAGACUGGGCUGCCCUGACCGUCAUCGCGGAUCUCGAUAGCGCUGAGGGGCAGAAGCUUCUCUUGUACGCCAUCCAAUUUCGAAAAGCCCAUCCUGGCAUCCGUAUGGAGAUCGUGCAUAACCCAGGGGAUGUUUCCCGAGAUGCGUCGGAGCUCACCCAGCGCCUGAAGGCUCGCGUGGAUAAGCUGCUCGGUGCCGAUCGGCUCUCUGACCUGGAGGCUAUCCUGGAGAGCGGCGAAUCCAAGGCUGAUCCCACUUAUGAUGCUGCGCUGGCUGGCUUUCUCGCAGCCGCCAAUUUAAAGGCCGGCCAAAACGCGCUCAUGCUGAACGGCCGUCUGGUCGGCCCCAUCCCCUCCGCCGAGCACUUCAAGAAGGAGGAUUUUGAGCAGUUCCUGGAAGCCGAGCGCUCAAGUCGCAUUAUUCCCGUUUACAAGGCCCUCGAGGACCUCAACCUGGGUGACAGAGUCUCGGGUCCGGUCGCUGCCGCCAAGCUGACCUCGGCUACCGCCCUGUCGGGUAUGUCCGACCUGCCCCAGGGCAUCUUCGACUCGGCCUCCCCGAUCAGGAUGACGGUGUUUAAGGAGUUGAAUUCGACGUACACGUCAUUUGAGGUCGGCGAUGCGUCCACCGCCACUAUCUUCUUCGCUGCCGUCAUCAAUCCCGCGAGCGAGAUCGGCCAGAAGUGGGCUGCGAUGUUCAAGGUCCUCUCCGAACUGGAGGGCGUCCACCUUCAGAUCUUCCUCAACCCCGCAGCGGAGCUCGCAGAGCUUCCAGUCAAAAGAUUUUAUCGUUACGUUCUGCAGUCCUCCCCGAGCUUUGACGAGGACGGAAAGGUCAAGGCGCUCUCGGCGAACUUUGCAAGCGUCCCAGAAGACACUCUGCUUGUUGCCGGCAUGGAUGUCCCGCCGGCCUGGCUGGUCACCUCGAAGGUCUCGGUCGACGACCUGGAUAACCUUCGUAUCAAGGACAUCAAAGCCAGACGAGGCACCGCGCAUGUUGAGGCCGUCUACGAGCUCGAGAACAUCCUGAUCGAGGGCCACUCCCGCGAGGUACCGUCCGGGCAACCUCCCCGCGGCGUCCAGCUGGUGCUGUCCACCGAGAAGGACUCGCACUUUGCCGAUACCAUCAUCAUGGCCAACAUCGGCUACUUCCAAUUCAAGGCCAACCCGGGAGUCUACAGCAUCCGGCUCAAGGAGGGCCGGAGCUCCGACAUCUUCACUCUCGAGAGCGUGGGCCCUCAAGGCUGGCACCCCGUCCCCGGCGACGAAACGUCCGAGAUAGCGCUCAUGGACUUUCAAGGCGCCACGCUGUACCCCCGCCUGAAGCGCAAGCCCGGCAUGGAGCAAGAAGAGGUCCUCGGCGAGAGCAAGGCCAACGCCACCACAGCCGGCGCCGCCAUGGACUUCGUCUCCAAAGGCCUCAGGUUCGCCGAGGGCAUCCUCGGCCGCGGUAAGGCCGCCGCCGAAACCAAAUCGGCCUCCGACACGGAGCACGCCGAGAUCAACAUCUUCUCCGUCGCCAGCGGCCACCUCUACGAGCGCAUGCUCAACAUCAUGAUGGUCUCGGUCAUGCGCCACACCAACCACACGGUCAAGUUCUGGUUCAUCGAGCAGUUCCUCUCGCCGUCCUUCAAGGACUUCAUCCCGACGCUCGCGGCCGAGUACAACUUCAAGUACGAGAUGGUCACGUACAAGUGGCCGCACUGGCUGCGCCAGCAGAAGGAGAAGCAGCGCGAGAUCUGGGGCUACAAGAUCCUCUUCCUCGACGUGCUCUUCCCGCUGUCGCUGGACAAGGUCAUCUUCGUCGACGCGGACCAGAUCGUGCGCACCGACAUGUACGACCUGGUCACGCUGGACCUGCAGGGCGCGCCCUACGGCUUCACGCCCAUGUGCGACUCGCGCACCGAGAUGGAGGGCUUCCGCUUCUGGAAGACGGGCUACUGGGCGAGCUACCUCAAGGGCCGGCCGUACCACAUCAGCGCGCUGUACGUGGUCGACCUGCGGCGCUUCCGCGCGCUCGCCGCGGGCGACCGCCUGCGCCAGCAGUACCACACCCUCUCCGCCGACCCGCAGUCGCUCGCCAACCUCGACCAGGACCUGCCCAACCACAUGCAGUUCCACAUCCCGAUCCACUCGCUGCCGCAGGAGUGGCUGUGGUGCGAGACCUGGUGCAGCGACGAGACCCUCGCCGCCGCUAGGACCAUCGACCUGUGCAACAACCCGCAGACCAAGGAGCCCAAGCUGGACCGCGCCCGGCGCCAGGUGCCCGAGUGGACCGAGUAUGACGAGGAGAUCGCCGCGCUGGCGCGGAGGAGGAGGGAGGAGCUUUACCAGCAGCAGCAGCAGCAGCGGGAGGAACAGGUUGUGGAGAAGCAAGAGGGCAGGAAGAAGGAGGAGGAAACGGUAGAGAGGAAUCCCAAGAGUAGACGGUUUGAGGACGAGGAGGCCGCUGCGGGAGGUCGUGUCAGAGAUGAGUUGUAAUUGAUAGCAAAACUUGGUCUAGUUACCAUGAUAAAGCAUAAGGGUCUAUUUAGAAACAGCUUGGGCAUCCAUCCAGCCACGUGUGUCAAAACCAGCUUUGAUAAGAUAGGUGCGCCGCGCUGUCAAGUCUAUCGAGCUUGUCUCAUUCCUCCGUUUAU